Messenger RNA from Erpetoichthys calabaricus (reedfish), 2624 nucleotides. It is a transcript of the gene tyw1, whose product is annotated as tRNA-yW synthesizing protein 1 homolog (S. cerevisiae). The record is from RefSeq and is a predicted model, not a curated record. NCBI's taxonomy places the organism in Eukaryota, Metazoa, Chordata, Cladistia, Polypteriformes, Polypteridae. Gene Ontology annotation, molecular function: catalytic activity; FMN binding; 4 iron, 4 sulfur cluster binding. The coding region runs from base 132 to 2345 and encodes 737 amino acids. The transcript has 16 exons. Gene Ontology annotation, biological process: wybutosine biosynthetic process.
CCACAAUGCAAUGCAAUGCUUUAGCCACAAUGGUUGCCUCCUGAUGAGAAGAGUUGUUUAAAGUUUUUUUGGAUAUUAAUGCAUACUUUAUAGCAGUAAACAAAAUUAGAAAACUAGGAAUAUAUUAAUAAAUGUCAGCGAUGUGGUUGCUUUCAACGGCGUUCAUGUCGUUGUUUUUUCAAGCUUCGGCGGCGCAACAGAAAGAUAACUUGGACAACCCUUGGGAUUAUUUUCAUGCCUGUUUCUUUUCUCUUUGGGAAUACAGGCUAUAUGUAUAUCUGGCAUUGACAGUCAGUAUAUGCAUCUGGAUUGUAGCUCAGAAAAUACAAAAAAGGAAGGAAUUUGGUAACCCAGAAAACCCCUUUCAAAAUGAAAACUUUGUGCAGAAACAAUCCAUUCAUGUUUCAGGUGUAAAGAUUUUUUAUGGCUCCCAAACGGGAACAGCCAAGAGGUUUGCUAAUGAUCUUGCUAAGCAAGUUGAAGGCUUGGGUCUGUCAUCAGAUGUUAUUAACUUGAAAGAAUAUGAUCCAGAAGACAGCUUGGCUGAAGAGAACACUAGCCAGUCAGUUUGUGUGUUUUUGAUGGCUACUUACACUGAUGGGAAACCCACCGAAAAUGCAGAAUGGUUCUGUAAAUGGCUGGAAGAGGCCUCUGCUGACUUUAGAUAUGGCAAGACAUACCUGAAGGGACUGCGGUAUGCAGUUUUUGGAUUGGGCAACUCUGUCUACACUGGCCACUACAACACGGUUUGUAAGAAUGUUGACAAAUGGCUAUGGAUGUUGAGUGCCAGGAGGAUCAUGACCCGUGGAGAGGGCGACUGCAAUGUGGUCAAGAGCAAGAACAGCAGCAUUGAGGGAGAUUUUGCAGUCUGGAUGGCCAAAUUCCUGAAACGACUGCAGGCACUUGCAAAGGGAGAAAAAAAAGUUUGCACUGGUAAGUGCAAGAAGGGGAAAUGCAAAAACAAGAAGAGUCAUGCUAAGGAGAAAGAAGUACAGGAGACUCCUGGAUCUGAGAAUGAAUUUGAGACCACCAGUGAUGAAGAGUCUGGUCAUGAGGAGGAGGCUUCCCACCGGGCUGUGAUUGAUGUGGAGGAUUUAGGAAACCACAUGAAAAGAGCAAAGAAAAUUCUUGAAGUAGAAGAUCACCAUGCAGAGGUCCAGGUAUCUAAGCAAGCUGUUAGCAAUAAUGAUCACUCAGACGUUAGAGAAAUGGUGACUCCAGCCUUGAGGGAUGCUCUUACAAAACAAGGGUAUAAGCUGAUAGGAAGCCAUUCAGGUGUGAAGCUCUGUCGUUGGACCAAGUCAAUGUUAAGAGGAAGAGGAGGGUGUUACAAGCAUACCUUUUAUGGUAUUGAGUCACACCAAUGUAUGGAAACUACACCAAGCUUGGCCUGUGCAAAUAAAUGUGUUUUUUGUUGGAGACACCAUACUAACCCUGUUGGGACAGAGUGGAGGUGGAAGAUGGACCAGCCUGAAAAAAUCUUGGAGGAGGCAAUUGAAAACCACAAAAAUCUAAUUAAACAAUUUAAAGGAGUACCUGGUGUUAAGCUAGAGCGAUAUGAAGAAGGCAUGUCUGUUAAACAUUGUGCUCUGUCCUUGGUAGGCGAGCCUAUCAUGUAUCCUGAGAUUAAUAAGUUCCUGAAGUUGUUACACCAGAAAAAGAUUUCUAGCUUCUUGGUAACCAAUGCUCAGUUCCCCGAGGAAAUUAGGAGUCUCCAGCCAGUCACACAGCUCUAUGUCAGUGUGGAUGCCAGCACCAAAGAGAGCCUCAAGAAGAUUGACCGUCCACUCUUCAAAGAUUUCUGGCAGAGAUUCCUUGACAGCCUGAAAGCACUGGAAGGAAAGCAACAACGAACGGUAUACAGAUUAACUUUGGUAAAGUCUUGGAAUGUGGAUGAAGUAAAAGCAUAUUCUGAAUUGGUCUCCCUAGGUAAACCCGACUUCAUAGAGGUCAAGGGUGUGACCUAUUGUGGAGAGAGCUCAGCAAGCAACCUGACGAUGGCUAAUAUACCUUGGCACGAAGAAGUUCUCUACUUCGUUCAGCAGCUUGCAGACCUGUUGCCAGACUAUGAAAUUGCAUCUGAACAUGAACACUCAAAUUGUCUCCUGAUUGCUCACAGAAAGUUUAAAGUUGAAGGGAAGUGGAGGACAUGGAUAAAUUAUGAAAGGUUCCAUGAGUUAAUGAAGGAGUUUGAGAAGAGCAACGGAUUAAAAACCUUCACUGCUGAAGACUAUACAGCCGAGACCCCAUCAUGGGCUGUAUUUGGAGCCAAAGAAAGAGGGUUUGAUCCUGUAGAAAGUCGCUUCCAAAGGAAGAAUAAAGCUAAGGACAUAUCUGGAUGUUGAGUUACAAUCAGAUUCUAUGAAAUUAAUUGUUGUUCAAAGUUUUAUGCUAUUAUGUGGUUUACAUUUUACAUUUUUUAGGGGAUGUGGUUCUAUUUUAUUGUAAAUUUUAACAGUCAAGGUCAAAAAGAUGGUGUCGGCAUAAUGCCAAUAGUGAAACUGGGGCUAAAGAAUGAAUCCAAAACUGAGGCAUGUGUUUCCUUAUCUAGUGCAAGUAUUACUUUUAGUUUUACUAUAAAGCUGAUCAUAUCUGCAAAUAAAUGUCAGUCUUGUGAAGAUUAA